This is a messenger RNA of Psammomys obesus (fat sand rat), 3358 nucleotides long. RefSeq names its product G protein-coupled receptor 61 (gene Gpr61). Gene Ontology annotation, biological process: G protein-coupled receptor signaling pathway. The coding region runs from base 625 to 1971 and encodes 448 amino acids. NCBI's taxonomy places the organism in Eukaryota, Metazoa, Chordata, Mammalia, Rodentia, Muridae. Gene Ontology annotation, cellular component: plasma membrane; endosome; signaling receptor complex. Gene Ontology annotation, molecular function: G protein-coupled receptor activity. The record is from RefSeq and is a predicted model, not a curated record. The transcript has 2 exons.
GCAGCCUUGGAGAAGCAUCAGCUGAGAGGAGCUAUCACAUAGGAGCUGGGAGCUGCUCAGCAAAGAUGCCUUCAUGAGGAAACUGGAGCCCAGAAGAGUUGCACAGUUAGUAACACCUGGAACCAGAAGCUGAAUCUUAGGCUCCUUCUGCUCCCCAUUCUGAUGAAAAAUCAGAAAAUCCACACAAGCAACCCUAAAGCCGGAUCGCUGUCCUAGAGCAAAGCAGGACAUUGGAGGAGGCUGACAGAACUUUAGGAUUGCCCUCAAAAGGGAAGAGAAACAUGGAGAAGUAGAAAAGAAAGCGGCAAAAGAGGUACCAGCGGUCACCCAGAAGGCGGCUUAGGAGUAUGUGAGGAUCCCUCCCAUCACCAGGGCUGACCCUGGGGCUACCUCUGGACAGAAACUGGACAUGAGUUCCUGAGUUCAGAGCUGCCUGUCCUGGUGCUCUGUCCACACAGGGGCCCAGCUUGGAAGGCUGGGGACAAGAGCCUGCCUUACAGGCUCCAGCAGAAGGCCCCCAGCGAGAUUGGGAAGCCUGAGCCUGGGCUUACAUCCCAGGGUCGUGGAGUAGGAUGGGGGAUGGGCCUGUAGUAGGAAGUGCCCUGGGUGUCCUCUUUCGGCCCCAUGGAGUCCUCACCCAUCCCCCAGUCAUCAGGAAAUUCGUCCACUUUGGGAAGGGCCCUUCAAACCCCAGGUCCCUCUACUGCCAGCGGGGUCCCAGAGUUGGGACUACGGGACGUGGCUUCAGAAUCUGUGGCUCUCUUCUUCAUGCUGCUGCUGGACCUCACUGCUGUGGCCGGCAAUGCCGCUGUGAUGGCUGUUAUUGCCAAAACGCCUGCCCUCCGAAAAUUCGUUUUCGUCUUCCAUCUCUGUCUGGUGGACCUGCUGGCUGCCCUGACCCUCAUGCCCCUGGCCAUGCUCUCCAGCUCUGCCCUCUUUGACCAUGCCCUUUUUGGGGAGGUGGCCUGCCGCCUCUACCUGUUCCUGAGCGUUUGCUUUGUCAGCCUGGCCAUCCUUUCGGUGUCUGCCAUUAACGUGGAGCGCUACUAUUAUGUGGUCCACCCUAUGCGCUACGAGGUGCGCAUGACAUUGGGGCUGGUGGCCUCCGUGCUGGUGGGCGUGUGGGUAAAGGCCCUGGCCAUGGCUUCUGUGCCAGUGUUGGGAAAGGUCUACUGGGAGGAAGGAGCUCCCAGCGCUAACCCAGGCUGUUCUCUCCAAUGGAGCCAUAGUGCCUACUGCCAGCUUUUUGUGGUAGUCUUUGCUGUCCUUUACUUCUUGCUGCCCUUGAUCCUGAUCUUUGUGGUCUACUGCAGCAUGUUCCGAGUGGCUCGCGUGGCUGCCAUGCAACACGGGCCGCUGCCCACGUGGAUGGAGACGCCCCGGCAACGCUCCGAGUCUCUCAGUAGCCGCUCCACUAUGGUCACCAGCUCUGGGGCUCAGCAGACCACCCCACACCGGACGUUUGGGGGUGGGAAGGCAGCAGUGGUUCUCUUGGCUGUAGGGGGACAGUUCCUGCUCUGUUGGUUACCCUACUUCUCUUUCCAUCUCUACGUUGCCCUGAGCGCUCAGCCCAUUUCAACAGGACAGGUGGAGAAUGUGGUGACCUGGAUUGGCUACUUUUGCUUCACUUCCAACCCUUUUUUCUAUGGAUGUCUCAACCGUCAGAUCCGGGGAGAGCUUAGCAAACAGUUUGUGUGCUUCUUCAAGGCAGCUCCAGAGGAGGAGCUGAGGCUGCCUAGUCGGGAGGGCUCCAUUGAGGAGAAUUUCCUGCAGUUCCUUCAGGGGACCUCUGAGAACUGGGUUUCCCGGCCCCUGCCCAGCCCUAAGCAGGAGCCACCACCUGCUGUUGACUUUCGAAUCCCAGGCCAGAUUGCUGAGGAGACCUCGGAGUUCCUGGAGCAGCAGCUCACCAGCGACAUCAUGUCGGACAGCUACCUCCGUCCUGCCCCCUCACCAAGGCUGGAGUCAUGAUGGACCCUUGGAGAGAAAUAAGGCUUGGGGCUGGUUUACGAUCUCAUGGACUGCUUUUCCAGUUGGCUGGGGUUUGGGCUGGGGUCUCUGGACUUAGCUUUUGCUUGGUGUUUCCUGGGUCAGGACCAGAGCCAUCAGGAUGGACAAUGUGGCAAAAGCCUUGGACUUGGAUGUGAUCUUUGACUAUUGGGGGAGGGAACCUGGGUAUGGUGAGACGGUGAUGAGAGAAAAGGGUCACAAAGGUGAGGUAAAGCCUUUCUACCAGUGAACUUUUCAUGCCUCAGGAAACAGGGAAACUUCCUAAGGGUAGGCGCUGGAGCAGCAGGCUAGGAGAAGUUACUGUAGGGACCACUGAGGUUUACUUCUUUCCAGUAUAAUAGAGUAAUACUUACACUGAACCAAGGUAAGACAAUGGCCUACAUCUUCUCAGUUGCUUACGAGGUUUAAAAAGAACAAAACUACCCAAGUGUUUCCAUGAGUUAAUAGAUCCCUUUUUAAAAGUUAAUCUGUAAGAUUUCUCUUAAACCGAAGAGAAAAGAGAAGAUGUGUGGGGUGAAGUCUUUCCUGAAUUUGGCCAGCAGCAAGGAAAACUGCAGUUAGGGUAGUGGAGUAGGAGACAGAAAAAAAUGUUCUGCAGCUCUCUCCUAUUCUUCUCUUUCCUGCAUGCAGGAGAUCAAGUGUGGGUCCUGAUCACAGCAGAGACAAGUGUGAGAAAGGAUGCCUCUUUCCUCCCUGUCUUUUGAGUAACUAGAGUGACUGGGGGGUCAGAGAGAUGAGGGUGGGUGUUAGUCUUUGAAUUGAUAAAGUGGCUGGAUACAGAAAGGUCAGGUAAAUUACUCUGAUCAAUAAUACUGCCAAUCUUUUCUUUCCAGGACUGGCCUCCUUGAUCUCUCUCCUCAUGGCAGUGACCCACUUCCAGCCCCCUGGACAAUCGGGUACAAGAGACUAAGGUCGGGCACGGGAAGGGUGGGGUUUCCAUAGUCCAUGAAAUGCCUCCCUGCUCUCAUUCAUUGCUCUCAAAAUUAGCUUCUGUGAUAAAGACUUAACUGUCUCCUACCUGCAGCCCUAGGUUGGAGAGAGGGCAGAGAGUUGGGCUUUGCUGUUUAUUGAUUAAGACUACAGGAACCAUGUUGGUUAGUAUCAGUGAUGGUAUUUUCAAUGGAGAGGGAUUGACUGCAAGCUGGAUAGGCUACCUAUCUGGGUCCUGUCCAUUCCACUUCUCUCAGUCGAAUACUAAAGGGUCAAGGUUGAUCCAGAGGGUGAUGUGUCUACAUCUGAACAAAUUUCUUGUUAAUUGGACAUCAAAGGGGGAAAGAGGGUUGGGGUGGAGUGGUUUCCCCUUUGAACAACUAAUAAAUUUUAUGAUAAAAAGUUAUAUUAAUAUCAA